CGAGACGCCGCGUGCACGAGAGCUUAGCAUACGAUUGGCUCUUCAUAGCGAUCAGCGGUCUCGAUCAUGUCUGCUUCCGAAGUUAAUUUUUCAAAAACAAUCGGAAUUGAGAGUACGUUCUCCGAGAUCGGAUCUCGUUGAAGGAUAUCGUAAACGAAAGCGUGUACUAUUAGUAGAUUAUUGACGGCGAAGCUUCGAAGAUCGACUUUCGUUUCGACUGAAAGUAGCGUCGGAGAUCGUGGCGUGAGUGAAGAACAUCAGCGAUCGUUAACGAUCAAGAGCGUUGAGCCUCUCCGUGCGGGAUCGCAAAGAAUCGUGUCACGAUUCCUCACGGUCGUUACGAUUCUUUAUUAACGUCAACCUCAGGAAGCAAUUAUUUACCUGGGACGAACUCGCAGUACCGAUUGUCAGUAUUUGCCAAAGUCACUCGAUUGAAUAUCACCUUGGUCGCGUACGCAGUUCUGGUAUCAUCGUCCAGGGUUAAUGAUCGUCUUGAAGGUUUACGAAAUCGUGUCAGUGCCAUUAACGAUCUUACCUUGUUGCCAAAGUUACCGUUCGUCUUGUAAGUACCAAUCAUACUGAACGAGAGCUGCUUUUUGACGUUAGUGGCUUACUUGUGAUGAUUACGAAUCCUUGUUUGAUGUGAUGAACCCAGAUACACCACAUAAUAACUCCGCGACACUGAUGACUAUGUGAUUCCGCGUAUAAUAAUUAUAAAACAGUGCAAGGACUGUUCUCGACCUAAUGAUAUCACAUGCUGCAUGAUUAUCAAUGUUUCCGCGUAAAAUAAUUUCACCAUGGAUCCAACGGAUUAAACGGAUUGAAUGGAUCAUCCUGAAGGAGAGGCUGCCGCUCUACGUCUCGUGUCACCUCGUGACCGGGGGUCUUGACGAGUUUCCCGAGUAACAGGAACACGAGGUGGUCUUAGUACAGGAUCCUCAGGCACGCAGGGUCUAAGGAUCAACGGAGAGGCAUAGACAAAUAGCUCCUAGGGAAAGAGGAGGACGUGAAAGUUUUCCUAAACCUAUCAGUAUAAGACCGAACCGGAAGGAAAGAUGUUACAAAGUUGUUCCGGAGGCUCGAGAUGCGUCCGCAAGGCCUUGGUCUUCGUGUUCGCUUGGGGCCUUAUUAUGAUAGCAGCCAUCCAAUUCCGUCACGCGGAAAACAACGUGUUCCGGGAGAACGUGGUAGUCGAUGGGGUCGGGGUCGUGGCCGGGGUCGAAGGCCAGCCACCCCAAGUUUCCGGUUUGGGUUCCUCACGAUUUCUUCUGCAGCAGCUGAUCGAUUCGAGUAUCACCCGCGAGGGCGGCGCUGCCUCCGCUUCGGCUUCGACGACGACCCAAAGUCCUCUGGAACUGGAGCCUCUACUGGACAAGAGGGCCAGCAGGUCCGAGGAUGAGCUCAUCGAGGAGAUAGAGAAGCGUCUACCUAGUCUGCCACUUGCUUACUGGAACAGGAACAAGAAUAAUAAGCAAAUGUUUUAUGGAAAUGACAGCUGUGCAAAGUACCCAAGUAUAUUUGACCUUGAAUUCAACAACGUUUACUGGCAGAGCAUGAGAACCAGUAACGGGACUUUCCAACUGUUCGGGGCCUACUACGAUAGGCGAAAACUCUCCAGGAUCGGACCGGCUGUCAGGAUCGUUGGUAUGAUCAACAGAAUCGAACCAACUGUUAAAACCUUCUGUCAGAUGUGGUUCGAAGGCGAGAAGGAGCCUCAGCUAGUCGAGACUCUGGAAUACAAAUACAUCUGGUACUCAAAAUGGGGCAAUUACAAGCAGGGUAUAUAUCAGCCCUAUGUAAUAGCCUGCAAGGUGCCCCAAUCACAUUGGAAGAAGGGUCCGCCCACUUCCGUCUCCAUGGUGGAAAAAGCUUGCCAUACCGCCACCAAUAACCUGCGUGUGAUAUACAAUAAGCCUGAACAAAAAAAGGACUUUGCCGUCUGCGUGAAAGGACUCGACUUCCUGCAUGAGGAUCUCUCCGUCAGAUUGGUCGAGUGGAUCGAGCUGAUUAGCCUGCUUGGUGCCGAUAAGAUAUUCUUCUACGAGCUUCAGGUUCAUCCCAACAUCACGAAGGUUCUCGAACAUUACGAAAAGUUGGGAAAGGUUCAAGUGACACCCCUGACACUUCCCGGCGGCCAACCCAACGUUCCUGCCUUUCAGCACAUGUAUCUUACUAAAAAGACUAAUCAUAAACGACAGAACGAACUGAUACCGUAUAACGAUUGUCUUUAUAAACACAUGUACGAGUACGAGUACAUUGCGUUACUUGAUAUCGAUGAGGUAAUAAUGCCAGUGCGCGACACCACCUGGCAACAGCUCAUGCAGAGAGUAAUGCCAAAGGCGCUUAAAAUACGCAACGAGACUCGCGCCUCCUACAACGUGAGAAACGUCUACUUCCUCGAUGAUCUUCUUCAUUCGCAUGGAUCCUUCAAAGACGUGCCUAGGUACAUGCACAUGCUGCAGCAUGUGUACAGGUCGAAGAAUUUCACGAAGCCAAAUCAGUAUAUCAAGUGCUUUCAUAAUCCAGAACGCGUGGUCACCCUGCACAAUCAUUUUCCACUGGCCUGUCUUGGUGCCGGCUGCACCAGCUAUCCCAUUGAGACCGAUGACGCUCAACUGCAACAUUAUCGUGCCGACUGUGUUAAAUCUUUGAAAAAGUCCUGCGUCGAGUACAGGGAGAAUAGCGUGAUGGACACUACGAUAUGGCGGUACAAGGAGAAGCUUAUUGAACGCGUGACCAGAACCUUGAAGACCCUUGGAUUCUUCGGGCCGAGUUAGCCUUCCCUAGUGGCUACUUGUUCUGGAUGGAGUACCACGGACGGCCGUCGUGGUUCUAAUUUCGUAUGAAGUAUUGGAUUUAGCCAUAGGGCAUCCUUUGCGAGCUUCCCGGAGUAACCUGGAUGUUGGUUGUAACGUUCAGGAAGCUUUGCUAAGGUCGACGAUGACGAAGAUCCACUUGGAGUUCUUCCUUAGACUAGUUUAUGAAUGUGUUCCAUAUGAAUACUGCGUUUCCUCGAGUUGAUGGUGUACCAAAAAAAAAUUCGAACGUCAAAUUAGACUAAGUCGAUGAUGAGGAUUUAGAGAAUGGAGUCUAGGGCGGUGGACUCUAUUGAGAUGUUUUUAAAUUUUUAGAUUUUUAAGCUAGGAUAAAGAGUCGUCGAGGGAACGAGAAUAUAUGUUAUUCCUUUGUUUCUUCUUGUUCCAUGUUUAAUUCUUGUAUUGUUACAUACUCGUGUUCCUUGGCUCUCUCGACCUCUUUGAGGAACGACUCGUCCACCACAGAUCGCUGGUGCACCAGGAUGUAGCAUUCCCUGCGGUCGACGCGUCGUUCCUCCAUGGGCUUGUUUCGCGAAUCUUCUAUUAAGGUUUUGGAUAUUCGCGAAACGAUCCUCGUCACGCAUUUGUUUGCGUAUCUCGUAGUUUUCGUGCCUUUCGUACUUGUAGUAGGUAAACAAAAAAAAUUAUAAAAGACAAAAAUAUCUUGUUCAAUGGUGAACCUCGAUCGCUUUCUGCGUCUGCGCGUAAGGCGCCCUUGGUGCGUUCUCGUGGAAAAUUUAGUGAAAAUAAAUUGACAGCAGAGAGGCGAUUGACGUUGCACCAUGAAUGCAAUUUCUUUGGCUGUUAUUUCCAGUAUCUAUAUGAUGUGAAUCGAGAUCGAUUUUCAAUAAGUAUAAAAUCUCGAAAUACAAGAGACGAAAGAAAAAAGAAAGGAAAAAAGAUUGUUCAAUUUGCGAUGUUAUUGUUCUCGGUAGAUUAAAUUUCUAAUACGUUCCCAAGGAAGUUAUAGCCCAGUCGAUUCGUUUGUACAGCAACGGUCGAGAGAAUCGACGCGAUUAAUAAAGAAUGAAAGAAUGUUCUCACGUA
Molecule: messenger RNA, 3863 nt
Organism: Cephus cinctus (wheat stem sawfly)
Lineage: Eukaryota; Metazoa; Arthropoda; Insecta; Hymenoptera; Cephidae
Exons: 3
Coding region: 1056-2777 (573 amino acids)
Source: RefSeq, a predicted model, not a curated record